This is a messenger RNA of Dufourea novaeangliae, 2182 nucleotides long. RefSeq names its product orexin receptor type 1-like. Gene Ontology annotation, cellular component: membrane. The transcript has 6 exons. Gene Ontology annotation, molecular function: orexin receptor activity. Gene Ontology annotation, biological process: feeding behavior; G protein-coupled receptor signaling pathway. NCBI's taxonomy places the organism in Eukaryota, Metazoa, Arthropoda, Insecta, Hymenoptera, Halictidae. The record is from RefSeq and is a predicted model, not a curated record. The coding region runs from base 1 to 1320 and encodes 439 amino acids.
AUGUACGGUAUCAAGCCAAUGAUCGUCGGAUGGUUAGCGUCUGUGGUGUCCACGUUGGUGGAUGCCACCGAUUACCUCGACGAUUACACGUCCAUGGAUUAUCCGGACCCGGAUCUGGACUACAACGCGAGAAACUGCACGAAUAAUUAUUGCAUCUCGAACGAAGAUUACAUGGACCGUAUGAUGAACUAUAUAUUCCCGAAGUUUUGGGACUGGGUGCUGAUCGCCUCCCACACAAUGAUCUUCGCGGUCGGUCUGAUCGGUAACGCGUUGGUCUGCAUCGCUGUCUAUCGGAACCACACGAUGAGAACCGUGACGAACUAUUUUAUCGUGAAUUUAGCGGUGGCGGACUUUCUCGUUUUACUGCUCUGUCUUCCGUUCACAGUGCUGUGGGACAUCACCGAGACAUGGUUCUUCGGCUUGACCCUCUGCAAAGCCGUCCCGUAUCUUCAGACAGUCUCGGUGACCGUGAGCAUAUUGACCCUAACUUUUAUAUCGAUAGACCGAUGGUACGCGAUAUGCUUCCCACUGAGAUUCAAGUCCACCACCAGCCGAGCGAAAACCGCGAUCAUCGGCAUCUGGGCGAUCGCUCUUCUCUUUGAUAUCCCGGACCUGGUGGUGCUGCGCACAGUGCCAACGCACAUCAAAGUGGAAACCGUUCUGUUCACGCAAUGCAACAUGUCCUGGAGCCCGGAGAGCCAAGUGACCUUCACCGUUGUUAAACUGAUUUUCCUCUACACUGGACCGUUGAUCUUCAUGAGCGUGGCUUAUUGGCAAAUCGUGAGGGUCCUCUGGAAAAGCGACAUUCCCGGUCACAACUUGCCGACGAGGGCCUCGCAGAUGAGCCACACUACCCCAUCAGGCGGCGGGAAUCCCGAGGCGCAACUGAGAUCCAGACGGAAAGCUGCGAAGAUGUUGGUCACGGUGGUCAUCACUUUCGCCAUUUGCUACUUCCCCGUGCAUUUGAUCUCCGUUUUGAGGUAUACCAUUACGUUACCGUCGAACAAGUGGAUAAACGCCAUCAGCCUAAUCGCGCACGGACUUUGUUACUUCAACAGCGCGGUCAAUCCUUUGAUCUACAACUUCAUGAGCGGCAAAUUUCGGAAGGAAUUUAAGCGUACUUUUCGUUGCACACGAGGAAACGGUUCUCGGGUUCAAAGGGGCGGUUACCUAGCGAGCUCGUCCAAUUUGCCGCGGAUAAAGACACGGACCACCACGAUACGAACAACGUUGAAAAACAAUAAUAACGUUCAACGAAACACUGAGAUCAUACCUCUCAGCGCUGUGACGAGUGUUCAGCCGAACGAGAAACACGACUGAAUUAAUAAAUGUAUACACACUCGGUGUGACCGUGACUGUCGGACGCGGCAGUAAGAUUCACAAGGAUCGUUUAUUUACAAUGUAACUUGAACUUUAAUUGUAAGGUAAUUACGGUAAUUAAUAGUUACAAGAAGAAACGCCUACGUUCGACUGGAUCAUAGUAUUCAGGUGACAAACGGAAUAUUUGGAAAAGCGAUUGUAUUUUGUUCCUACUUUCCAUAAAAAUUGGCAGACACUGGUAUACUUAUACGAAUUUCUUUCGUACGAUCGUAACGAAACAUCGAGCAGUUAGUUUGACUGUACUUUAUCGCGAGCAACGCUAAAUGUUAUCGGUGAAGGAGAAGCUCGAUGAUUCAUUCUCCUCGCUGAACAUGAACAUAUGUAAACUAUAGGCACACACGCGCGUUUGCACGUUAUUUAGUUUAUAAUCAAUUAACAGCAUCCGUGGUGUUAUUGAAUCCUAUGUAAUUUUCAUACGACACAUGGGCCGUUAUACGCGGAGACAAAAUCGUAUAUAAAAAGUUCAAUAACAUGUACACGCUACCCUACUGUGUUAUAAAUAUAAUACGAUGUAAAUCUGAUACUCUGUACAAUAUUCGGUAAUAUUUUACGUAAUCUCGAUGGGACUUAUCGUUAAUUCCCUAAUGUUACAUUUUUUUUCUUUCUUUUUGGUCGAGGAUCGGUACGCGUAAAGAUCAAUUCCAUUGUUUAUAUACGAUCUCAUCGCUAUUCCUCUUAAACAAACUAUUUCAUAGGAGUCGAAUUCAUUCAUCGGUGAAGUUUUCACGCUCGACACCCGGCGCGAAUCUCGAUACAUAAUAUCGAUAAAAAAAGAGGAAAAAAUAAAUUUAGUCACAUACGA